AACGGGGCCGGGAGCGGAACCGGGACCCCCUGACCGGGACCGGGAUCGGAAAACGGAGCCGGACCCCCGAUCGGAACCGGGACCCCCUGACCAAGACCGGGACCGGGACCCCCGAACGGGACCGGACCGGACCGGGACCCCCUGACCGGGACUCCCGAACGGGACCGGCACCGGAUAUCCACGCAUCGGAGACCCUGACCAGGACCGGCACCGGAGUUCCCCGAACGGGACCGGAGCCCUGGGACCGGAUCUUCCUCACCCGGACCGGAGCCUCUGGAUCAGAACCCCCUGACCGGCACCGGAGCCCCGGUGGGCAGGCGGGGACCGGGAGCGGAGCCUCGGGGGCGGGACCCCCCGGCCGGUGCCGGUACCGGAGCUCCCGGGACCCCCCAGCGGGGCCGGUACCGGAGCUCCUGGGACCCCCCGGCCGGUGCCGGUACCGGAGCUUCCGGGACCCCCCGGCGGGGCCGGUACCAGUAGGACCCCGCGCUCCGGUACCGGAGAGACAGGUGACACUGGGGGGGCACAGGGGACAUUGUGGGGGGCCACGACCCCCCCGCUGUCCCCGUCGCCAGCCCCUCCCCCGCUGUCACCGGGCCACCAACGCCCCUCCCCCCAGGGUCCCCGUGUCCCCGAUGCCGGACGAGCCGGGGGUGGCCCCGGGGGUGGCCCCGGGGGUGGCCCCGGGGGUGGCCCCGGGGUCCCCCCUGUCCCCGCCGCCCCCGGGGACCCCCCAGAAAGGGGCGCGGCCCCCCCCGGGCAGCGACUCCGAGCACGACUCGGGAUUCUCAGAUUCCGGUUCGGAGCACCUGGGCAGGUGCGAGGGGACGGACCCGGAGGAGCCGCCCGGGCCCGGCCGCGCCCACCGGAGACCCACCGGCCUCGGCCACGCCCCCCCGGGGCCGCAGCCCCCGGGAGCCGCUCGGGACCCGCGUCCCCUCCUGCUCCUGCUGCGCCGCUCCGGUGCGGACGGGACCCGGCUGUGUCCCCCGGUGUCCCCGGCCGUCCCCGCGGAGCUGUCGCCGUGUCUCUCCCCGUUGCUCCGCUCUCCUCCCGCCGGUGUCCCCGGUGCGGACGGGACCCGGCUGUGUCCCCCGGUGCCCCCGGCUGUCCCCGCGGAGCUGUCGCCGUGUCCCUCCCCGGGGCUCCGCUCUCCGCCUGUCGCCGUCCCCGGUGCGGACGGGGCCCGGCUGUGUCCCCCGGUGCCCCCGGCUGUCCCCGCGGAGCUGUCGCCGUGUCCCUCCCCGGGGCUCCGCUCUCCGCGUCCCGUCGCUGUUCAGAGCCUCCGCCGCGCCCCCGCCGGGCCCGGUGCCGGUGCCGGUGCCGGUGCCGAACCCGCCCGGUCCCGGCUCUUACGCUGA
This is a messenger RNA of Onychostruthus taczanowskii (white-rumped snowfinch), 1361 nucleotides long. RefSeq names its product basic proline-rich protein-like. NCBI's taxonomy places the organism in Eukaryota, Metazoa, Chordata, Aves, Passeriformes, Passeridae. The transcript has 3 exons. The annotation marks the transcript as partial. The record is from RefSeq and is a predicted model, not a curated record.